AUGUUUGCGAAAACUUUUAUAUUCUCAUCAAUGCUUUUGGCUGCAGCCACAACUUUAACUUCAGCCUCUUAUUCCAUCAGUUAUCCUGGAUCUGGCGUUGUUUGGAAAAAGGGUGACAAGGUUCAAGUCAAGUGGUCUGCAAGUGGUCAAGUCGAAAAACUAAUCGAUAUUCGUCUCGUUCAUGGAAAUGCUGAGAAUUUAUUGUUCAACUUCAAUUUAUGUACCAACGUGAAUCCUUGGGAUGGCCAAUGUGAUUAUGUCGUUGGCUCCGAUAUUCCUUCGGGAAUUGAUUAUGCAGUGACUGCUGGAAAGGAACCACAAAAUUACGGAUAUUCGAGUUAUUUUACAAUUCAAGCUAAUGGCCCGCUUCCCGAAAAUAAAGGCUGCCCAAAUAUGGGUGGUAAACUUUGCCCUAAAACUUUGCCUUGCUGCAGUUCCUCUGGAUUUUGCGGAGAUUCGGUAGCUCAUUGUGGCACAGGAUGUGUCCCUAAAUUCAGUUUCAAUGGUCAGUGUGUAAUCCCCGGCUCUCAGUCAACAGUAAUUACACCGGUAGCAAAAGUCGGAACAAAGACAUCUCCCGUCGUAAUCACUUCAAGUAAAUCUAAAAAAUGUGGCACCAAAGUUUGCACAAAAUCUCUUCCUUGCUGCAGUGCUUCUAAGAAAUGUGGUAAAUCCUGUGGCAAAGGAUGCAAACCAGAAUUAAGUUUUGCUGGAAAAUGCGCUCGUUCAUAA
This is a messenger RNA of Ambispora gerdemannii, 732 nucleotides long. The record is from the annotation of a GenBank genome assembly. Lineage: Eukaryota; Fungi; Glomeromycota; Glomeromycetes; Archaeosporales; Ambisporaceae.